AUGGAUGUCGUCAAAGCGGUCGAAACCUAUAUCACGAAGCUCGUCUCCGAGCCUUCGUCCAUGAAGGUAUUACUCCUGGAUGCACAUACAACACCCAUUGUCUCCCUCGCCUCCACACAGUCUAUACUUCUUGCGCACCAGGUCUACCUCACUGACAAGAUCGACAACACGAAGCGGGACCGCAUGCCGCACAUGAAAUGCGUCUGUUUCCUCCAGGCAAGCGAGGAAAGUCUGGAGGCCCUCGAAGCUGAGCUGCGCGAGCCCAAGUACGGCGACUACUACCUCUAUUUCAGCAACAUCCUGAGCAAGACCGCGAUAGAGCGGCUUGCGGACGUGGACGAGCACGAGGUCGUGCGGGAGGUGCAGGAAUACUUUGCAGACUAUGCGCCGAUACUACCGUGCCUCUUCUCGCUCAACCACACGCCCACAGCCGCGCACCCGCUGUAUGGGUCCUCGCCGAACGCGUGGGACCCGCGAGCGCUCGAGCGCGCCGUGCAGGGUGUGACGGCCGUACUGCUGAGCUUGAAAAAGAAGCCGGUGAUCAGAUACGAGAAGUCGAGCUCGAUGGCGAAGAAGCUCGGUGUGGAGAUCCAACAUCGUAUUCAAUCGGAAGCCUCCCUGUUUGAUUUCAGGCUAACGCAAGUACCGCCAUUACUACUCAUCCUGGACCGGCGCAACGACCCUGUCACCCCACUACUCUCGCAAUGGACAUACCAGGCGCUCGUACACGAGCUCCUCGGUAUCCAAAACGGCCGCGUCGAUCUCAGCCUUGUGCCCGACAUCCGACCAGAGCUGAAGGCACUCACACUAACAACGUCGACAGAUCCAUUCUUCCAGGCGCACCACCUCGCGACGUUCGGCGACCUGGGCACAGCCCUGAAGGCGUACGUGCAAUCGUACCAGUCGCACUCGCUUGCGCACAACCCCGAGUCGAUCAACUCGAUUACCGACAUGAAGCGCUUCAUCGAGGAAUAUCCAGAGUUCCGCAAGCUCGGCGGUAAUGUCAGCAAGCACGUUGCGAUCGUCGGCGAGCUGAGCAGGCUCGUUGAGCGCGAUAAGUUGCUGGAUAUCGGUGAGGUCGAGCAGGGUCUCGCCACGGGGUCUGGGGCGGAUUUCAGGAGUGUGCAAGCACUGAUCACGAACCCGGCUGUUCAACCGUGGAACAAGCUGCGUCUCGUAAUCUUGUACGCGCUACGGUACCAGAAAACGCAUGCCAAUAACGUUGCGUUGUUGAUCAACCUCAUGUUGGAAAACGGUGUCCAGCGAGAAAAUGCAAGACUAGUCUAUGUCUUUCUGAAUAUUGCAGGCUCCGACCAGCGUCAAGACGAUCUGUUCUCUGCGGAAUCGUUGAUAGCGAAGGGUCGUUCGGCGCUCAAGGGCCUCAAGGGUGUCGAAAACGUGUACAUGCAGCACACGCCGCAGCUCGCGCAAACAAUUGAAAAUCUCACUAAGGGUCGCCUCAGAGAUACAACACAUCCAUUCCUGGAUGGAGCCGGCCCAAAUGCUAGCUUGCAACGACCACAGGAUGUGAUAAUAUUCAUGGUAGGCGGGACAACCUACGAAGAGGCUCGCACCGUUGCGCUGCUCAAUCAGGAGUCGGCUUCAGUGGGUGGACAGAGCAGCGCUUAUGGUAUGCGCCUGCUCCUCGGAGGCACAUGCGUGCACAAUUCGUCUAGUUUUGUGGAGAUGGUGCGCUCUGCAGCUGCCUCAUUCCCUGCCUCUGUGUACGAACCGCCACCGGGGUCAUCGAGCACAAUGCCGUCUCUCAACCUCAACCUCGGUGGUGUGAACGUCAGCUUGGGCGGACCGAGUGGUUCUGGUGUCUAUAGGACAAGCUCUGAGGGCGUCAGCGUGCAGACAGAGGGCAUCAGAGAUGGGGUGAAGAACUUGUUUGGGAAGGUACGGCAAGGGGUAGAUCGGAUAGCGUCGACAUCAUAG
Messenger RNA from Sparassis crispa, 1938 nucleotides. Its product is annotated as Vacuolar protein sorting-associated protein. Gene Ontology annotation, biological process: vesicle-mediated transport; intracellular protein transport. The transcript has 10 exons. Gene Ontology annotation, cellular component: Golgi membrane. NCBI's taxonomy places the organism in Eukaryota, Fungi, Basidiomycota, Agaricomycetes, Polyporales, Sparassidaceae. The record is from RefSeq and is a predicted model, not a curated record. Bases 1 to 1938 code for a protein of 645 amino acids.